This is a messenger RNA of Cuculus canorus (common cuckoo), 5976 nucleotides long. It is a transcript of the gene MAP3K14, whose product is annotated as mitogen-activated protein kinase kinase kinase 14. Gene Ontology annotation, biological process: positive regulation of canonical NF-kappaB signal transduction; protein phosphorylation. Lineage: Eukaryota; Metazoa; Chordata; Aves; Cuculiformes; Cuculidae. The record is from RefSeq and is a predicted model, not a curated record. Bases 71 to 2902 code for a protein of 943 amino acids. Gene Ontology annotation, molecular function: ATP binding; protein serine/threonine kinase activity. The transcript has 16 exons.
GGGGACGGCGCUGUCAGCGAGCGGGCGCUGCGGGGAGGCCGGAGGGGCCGUGACUCUCUGAACCUGGGAAAUGGCAGUGAUGGGAAUUACGUGCCAAGGAGCUCCUGAUCCAGCCGUCAAGCACAAGAAGGAGCUCACAGCUACCAAAGGGCUGAACGAGACACUGAGUGAAAAGCAGAGCAGUGCAUGCAAAGUAGAAGAUUCAAAGAAGGUCAUCUUUCACAGUCAGUGGAAAAUCCUAAAUGAUGUAAUCACUAAAGGAACAGCAAAAGAAGAAACAGAAGGAGGCUGUGCAUCAAUUUCUAUUAUUGCCCAAGCAGAAUGUGAAAACAGUCAGGAGUUCAGUCCCACUUUAUCAGAGAGAUCCUUUAUUGCUCAUAGUAAGCGUUACAGCCGGUCAGACAGUCUCGAUCAAAUCCCAAACAAUGUGGCCCACGCAACGGAGGGGAAGAUGGCACCUACCUGCUGGAGGGGGAGGCAUCGCGGUAAGACGAAAAAGAAACGUCACAAGAAAAGAUCCAAGCUGAAAAUACAAACUGUGGCUGCUGGCAGGCAAGGUCCCAGAACUCCAGAACAAGAGAGCUGCACCCCGAUUCCCGUCCAGGAGGAUGAAUCACACCAAAAUAUUCUUUACAGAAACAGUUUUUGGGUUUCAGAAUUUAACAAGGACUUGGUUUAUGAUCCGCUGCCGUUUGAGAAACACGAGACAGUUCUGUCCACGGGCAAACUCCAUUCACCGAGAAGCCAAUACAAAACCGAACUGCACAAGUUGAUAAGCCCUAUUCAGUGCCUUAAUCAUGUUUGGAAACGGCACUAUCAGAGGGACGGUGUUCCACAGCCUGAAACCCUCCAUCCUUUUCCCUACAAUAUAGUACCCCCUCAUUUCCCACAUCUGAACAAUCCUCUCCAUGCCCUGAAACGUAACGCUCUGGAGACGUACAUUCAUGGUGAUCUCAACUAUCAAGACAGUGAGCAGCGCUUAUCUGGCCUAAAUUUAGAAUAUAGUUUCCCCAAAUGUGUCAACCAGUCCAUGAAAACCAGUUCGGACAAGAUUUCUGUGGAAGAAUACUUGGUAGAUGCCUUGAAGGGCAGCGUGAGUUUCGGUGAGCCACAAAAUUUAGCCAGCCUAGCCAAGACGUGGAGGGGAGGAGGUCUGGACCUGAAGGAACAGUUUCAUGAAGCAGAUGAAAAUGAAGGCGUGCUACUUACUGAGAAACUAAAGCCAGUGGAUUAUGAGUACCGAGAAGAGGUUCAUUGGACCAAGUGUCAUGGUUCUUUGGGCAUCGGCUCUUUUGGAGAAGUAUACAAAAUAGAGGACAAACAGACAGGAUUUCAAUGUGCUGCCAAAAAGGUACAAGUUGAACACUUCCGUGCUGAAGAAUUAACGACAUGCGCUACGAUAACAAGUCCUAAAGUUGUCCCCUUGUACGGAGCUGUGAAGGAGGGACCCUGGGUGACCAUCUUCAUGAAGCUGAUGGAGGGUGGCUCACUGGGUCAGCUAAUUAAACAGAGCGGCUGCCUGCCAGAGGACAGAGCCCUCAGUUAUUUGGGCCAGGCGUUAGAGGGCCUGGAGUAUCUUCACGCUCAAAACAUUCUCCAUGGAGAUGUAAAAGCGGAAAACGUGCUCUUGUCUGAUGACGGAAGCAGGGCUCUCCUGUGCGACUUUGGUCACUCUGCUCACCUUCACCCAGACGGCCUGGGGAAGUGCUUGGUCACAGGGAACUACGUGCCUGGCACAGAGACUCACAUGGCUCCAGAGGUGGUCAUGGGGAAGCGCUGUGACUCCAAGGUGGAUGUCUGGAGCAGUUGCUGUAUGAUGCUGCACAUGCUGAACGGGUGCCACCCUUGGACCCAGUAUUACAACCACCCACUCUGCCUGAAGAUAGCUAAAGAGCCACCUCCUCUGAGGGAAAUUCCACCUUCCUGCAACCCUCUCACUGCUGAGAUUAUUAAAAUGGGUCUGGAGAAAGAGCCUGUUCACAGAGCAUCUGCUUCCGAACUGAAAACUAAGACCAGUGUUGCACUUGAAGAAGUGGGAGGUGUGACAAGCCCCUGGAGAGGUGAAUACAGAGAGCCCAGGCAUUUCUCUUUGAACAAAGACAACAAUCCACGGACGUCCCUGUCCCCCACAGUGAGCCCAGUUUCUGAGACUGGUUCUGACCCAAAAUUGGCAGUCAAAGUUUCUUGUGCAAGCCCAGUCCUACCACCACCACCUCUGGAACAAAGAGAGGAGGCCGAGGGAACCCCUUGGAACGUGAGCAAGGAGUUAUCCAAGACCUGGGAUCCUCUACCCCUCUCCUCGACUGCUCUCCCCCUGAAGAGCUGCAGCCAUGUGGAGAGAGCAACAACCAUUUCGGAACAAGAGCUUCAGCAGCUGGAAAUAGAACUGUUUUUGAACAGCCUUUCACAGCCUUACUCACUGGAAGAGCAAGAACAAAUGCUUUCAUGUCUCAGCAUCGACAGCCCGUUUGUGUCGGAUGCCAGUGAGAAGAACUCCAUGAAGGCCUCUCAUAGCUUGAGGGACACUAUGAGCUCUGGGAUUCAUUCCUGGAACAGCCAGGCAGAUGGACAGAGCUUCAGUUGGAACAACCUGCUGAAUCGCAGUCGGCACACAGACACUCCCAGCCAUUUCAACGGAGUGAAAAUCCAGAUCCAGUUGCUAAGUGGAGAAAAUUUACACAUCAGGGAUUUCCACAGGACAAAGGUGGGAGACAUUGCCACUGGGAUAAGCAGCCAGAUCCCAGUCCCUGCUUUCAGUCUGGUGACUAAGGAAGGGCAGCCGGUUCGCUACGACAUGGAGGUCCCCGACUCUGGGAUUGAGCUGCAGUGCACCCUUGCCCCUGACUGCAGCGUCAGCUGGACGUGGCGAGUCAAACACGGUCAGCUGGAGAACAGACCAUGAAGCCAUUCCUGUUUUGGAGGGUUUUACCUUGUUGAAAGAAGGAAUUGCAAAAGCUUCCAACCACCCCUGCCAUGGAACACCGAGUGCAGUUGCUGGUUUUUGUGCUGAAGUAGGAUAGCGGUGCAGCAGCUCACUGCUCUCAGGCCUCACUUCUGUUGUCUGUUCUGAUCCAGUUCCAAGACAAUGUCCUGAGCUUAGAUGUUCCCCAGAACAGUGGGAAUUACUUGUUUCGGGUGUGAGUGUUAGGUUGAGCUCAGAAUGGUAGGUGGAAAUUCCUGCUUUUCAGAGGAAUGUGAUUGUGCUUUUCAGGAGCAGAGGGGGAUUGGAUGAGAACUCCUGUUCCUCAGCCUCCGAGGAGAAGCCGGUAGUUGCUGGGCUUGCCCAAAGGAGGAGGUUGGGUAUCUUCAGUGCAGCUGUGGUUGUUUGUGCUGAGGAGAGGUGGCUAAUUUCCUUCUAGCUGGAGGAAAAACUGAAUGUUUCUGUAGGCUUUGGGUAGCAUCAUCUCUACCUCAAGCCUUUUGCAUGGGGAAAAUCGACAGCAGUAAUUAGCUGGGUUCUUGGUUUCACCUCCCACCCUUCCCCGCAGACGCUUCCUUCUUGAAUCAGAAAAGAAGUUUGUUCCCAGAAAGAGCUUUGCUUGCAGCUCUCGUCUUCAGGUCUCCUCCCAACUCAGGAGGGAGCUCUCUCUGGUGUUCUCUCUGGUGCUCUGUCUUCGGUGUUGCUGCCAGUGUUGUCUGGCAGGCGGGGCAGGAGGAGGGGAUGGUGUUCCUGGGUGGACAGGGUGGGAGAAUCCCACUCCUCCAUCCUGUUCCCACUGCUGACUUGGGACUUGGUGUGAAUUGUCCAGUCCAGGCAGCUCCCCCUGGAAGGGGAAGGGACGGUGCCUCAGGCAGCUCAGACAAGUCUGAAUUCUGCUGUGGUGUUUGUAGAAGCCUCACUCCGAGCUGUCGGUCCGGCUGGCCGCUCAUCCCCUCCGCUGGAGCUCAGCACCCCAGUUCCGUGCUUCAUGAGCACUCACGGACUGGCAUGAGACUUCAUACUGCUCCCUUUAUGUCAGAAAGUGUUAAAGGAGUGGGAUGGGCAGCCGGGCCCGUGAUGCCUUAAGCUUUGACCUUAUUUUUUACUGAUUUUUGAGUUGUUUGGUGGUUACUGAGGCUGCACAGGUCACAUCCAGAUAGGAGGUGCUGCCAGCUCUUCUGUAACCUAGAACAAACCCAGAGGAGGCGGUGAGCUGUGGGUGGACUUCUUCAGGACUGCCCCAAGUCCUUGUAUGCCUGGAGAUCACAGUCACUCUUCCCGUGUGCUGUUCCACUGUGUGGCCUCUGAGCAGGAGCUCUCUACAUCCAGGCUGAGUAGAGGAACGGCUCCCGUAAAGCGCAGUUGGCCCUGCUGGAUCCAUGCUGGUUCUGGGCGACACAACGGGGCAGGAAUGUCUGCAGUGAUGUUCACUUAGAAAACAGCUUGGAAAGGUUGUACUGUGGGCCUCCCUUUUUAAGGUCCAGGGCUCCUUGAGCAACUGCUGUCCUCCCCUCUGGUCUCCCACAACAUCGGUUGGGUUUGAUACACCAGGCAGUGACAUCCCUAGCAGAAAAUAAAAGUUGUGCUGCAAUAAAAAGGGUGGAACUCUUGAAGAAAAAUUCAACCUGUCACCACUAUGGGUAUAUUUUUAUAGCACUUUUUGUUCUAAAGCACUUAAUGUUGUCCAAAAUAGACACCUAAUUAUUAUAGCUGAAAUGCCACGUUGAGAGUCUUUUCAGUAAACAGUUAACACAUUACAUCUCUUCCAGGAAGGAGUGGGGGGAAUGGGUAGGUUGGCUCGAUUUUGUUUUUUCAGACGCCAUAAACUACUAAGAGUUGUGAGCUCUGGAGCAGGAGGACUCAAAAUGCCUUCCCAGGAGCUCCCAAGCAUAUAUUCUGUGCAGCAACCCAUCUCCCCAUGCCUGGCACCCCUCCUGGGCUUCCUUUGAGGGGGGAGGAGAAAAACCUGUUGGCUGUUUCUAAGAAGAGGCUGUUGGUGAUGUGUCAACAUGACACACGGCUGUUGGUGAUGUGUCAAUACGAAAGCGUGAUCCAUUCCCUUCUCCAAGACUGCAUCUCAUGGCUUUCACUGCUGUCUGCAAAAUGCUCUGAUGUACGGGUGUAGGGUUUGUUCUUGGAUGUUGGACUCAAGUCCUCUUUUCUCAGGACUUCUGAGCUUUACACUUCACCUAUAGCAUUAACAGGAACCUCGGGCUGCCUGUGUGAAGGCUGGAAACCCUUACGAACCCGGAAUGUCGUUGUUGGGUGGAUGGAGAUGCUCACGUUCUCCUGUACCCUCACACCAGCAUUAGCCAGGAUCUCCAUCCUGUUUGGUUGGUCCUUGUGUCCUACUUUGUCCAACUUCAGUCCAAAGUAGGACUUUCAGUCCUACUUUGCUGCCACCUCAAGUGAAAAAAUGAGGCUGCAGAUUUCCUCCUAACGAAUCUUCUACGUGACAGCUGGCCAGGCGAGCGGGCUGUGGUGUCAGCAAUCCCUGCUGGAUGGGAAAGACACCUCGGCUAAUACCACAAACCACUGGUGCUUUCUGACUGGAACGUGGUUCUCCUCUGAGGAGCUUUUUGCUACCCACCAGCUUGGGAUCUCCUCGACUCUGUCCUACUGCCAGAACAGUUUCCUCUUCAUUCAGCUGCUCAUUUUUAUGCAACGACAGGCAUAAAAACUCCAGCUUCCAGCUCGAGGCUGGCUGUGCAGCACCGGCAGAAGAGAAAAUCGGGAAAGCUUUUCGUUAUCCAUCUUAAAAUUGGACUGAAGGUGUCUGUAGUAACCGAUCUCAAGGACAGAACCCCAGUUGUGAGUAGGGAGGACAGGAGUGAUGAACACAGAUGGCUCUUGUCACGUAGCUCCUUCCAAAAAGGAACAAAAUCCCUGUUGGCAAAGCAAUAAGAAGCUGAUGAUCCGUGUGGGGUGGGCAGCGCUGGCGUGGGUGAAGGCGAGGGGAUGACUCGCUUGUAUUGAACAAAUGACACUUUAUAAAACUGUGAUUUCUUGAAAUUAACGGUUUUGACCUGCAUUUUCACAGGGAAAAAGAAAUAAAG